This is a messenger RNA of Heterotrigona itama, 666 nucleotides long. Lineage: Eukaryota; Metazoa; Arthropoda; Insecta; Hymenoptera; Apidae. The record is from the annotation of a GenBank genome assembly.
AUGAAACCAUUUGCUGGUGGUGAGAUUAAGGAAUGUUCAACUGCUGUUGCAGAAAUAGCUUUUCCUGAUAAAAAGGAUAUUAUUUCCAAAAUUGGUUCGUCAAGAUUUACAAUUGGAAGAAGAAUUGAAGACCUGUCCGAAAACAUAAUUGCAACUUUAAGUGAACGCAUUCACAAAUUUGAAUGGUGUUCCUUGACACUUGAAAGCUGUGACAUCAGUGACAAAUCACAACUAGCGAUAUUUGUAAGAGGAAUCGAUUCGAAUUUUGAUAUAAGUGAAGAACUAUGUUCAUUGGUUCCAAUGAAAGGAACUACAACAGGGAGAGAAAUAUUUGUUAACCAUUGCAUAAUUCACCAACAGAAUCUUUGCGCAAAAAUUUUAAAUAUGCCCAAUGUCAUCACGCCUGUAAUAAAACUUAUUAAUUUUCUCAAACCUCGAGCGUUUAAUCACUGCCAGUUUAAAAAAUUUUUAAAAAAUUUGGGAAGUGAAUAUAGUGAUGUAAUUUGCAACACAGAAAUGCGUUGGUUGAGUAGAGAAAUGAAAGAAUAUCCGUUUCCCCAAUUUCAAGAUAAAGAAUGGAUCUGUGAUUUUGCCUUUCUCGUUGAUAUAACUCAGAAUUUGAAUGACAAAUAUGGAACUUCAAGGAAAAAGCCAGUUUAUUCAUAA